CUUCCUCUUUCUUUUUAUCUCUCUCUCAGUACUUAUUACACCUUGCAUCUCUUGAUCCUUGUUAUUCCUAAUAUUUGUAAUUUCCUAUUAAAUGCUAAAUUUACUAUUGUAAUCCCAUCUGCUCUUGAAAGGUCUUGUGAUCAAAGUGCCGAAUAAAUGACAUUCUCUCUCUCCUUAAAAACAAGUUAAAUUAUCGCAGAAGAUUUUAGUCUGAAACUAAAACCGCGAGCACAGUUCUUCCGCGAGUCGAUGCAGAGUUGAUGCACGUUGGAAGCCGAUGGACGAAGUCAAGGGUCGCCGAUGGUUUCAUACCACAAAUUGAGAACGUCUUACCUCGUUCAUGCUUUUCUUCGUCGACUGUUGGAGACUGUGAUGUCGUCAUAUGUAACUGUCAACCUAUCGUCGACAAGUCGUUUAGUAUCGUUGAUUCAAUGUCAUUCAUCACCUCGAGAGAUCAAAAACUGACCCAAUGCGACCGGCGAUCACCGAGGGGCGAUAUUCGCAUUUAGAGGGGCACAAUGAGAGGCGGCGCUGGUGAUGGUUCAUCCAUGGUCACGGUUCCCACUUCGGCGUCCCUUAAUCUUAUGACAGCCGAGGAUAGCAUGAGCGACGACGUGUUCGAGAUGGACGACGAACGCUCAUCCACCGUCGCGAGUGCCCAUUCCGGCGGCCUUACACCCGCAACCGGGGAACGACCCCUCAAUAAGACACCCUCGCCUACCGGAUACCGCGAUUAUAAGCCACCUGCCGAGGUGCUCGAUAACAACUAUAGUACAACGUUUCGAACAACGAGCGACUUCGAGCACGUGAGGAGUUCUUUGAAAAGGGACCAGCAGAAAGAUGACAAUUUUACGCACAAGACAAUUCUCCUCGGCGAUAGCGGAGUCGGCAAGACCUCGUUAUUGGUCCAAUUCGAUACCGGAAGAUUCCAGCCGGGAAACUUUGCGGCCACCGUCGGUAUCGGUUUUACGGUAAGUAACAGAGAGUCUCCACGCUGAGAUAUUUAAUUAAAAGCCUUCCAGUCCGUCGAAACGUCUGUCGAAAUGUAUUUUCUCAGUAUUAUUUCGCGAAGUUAAAUUUUCGCAGCGAAGUUUCCGUUCGCUUGAGAUUUUUGCGUUUCUUUAUUCGUCCUUUUGUAACUUAUAUCGGCGAUUCAAUCGUUAAUUUGUACAAUUUUUCUCGAGAUCCAUAAUUUUUUAACAUCCACGCUUUGUGGAUUAAAGUUACAAUUAUUUUUAAUGAUCUUUCUCUCCGCGAAAAAAAAAACCAAUAUAUGGACUGGAAGGUGUAUAUUAGUCUCUCUUUAACGGAGUUAUAUACGUUCUUUGUCUGGUGCACUAUUAAUUACAAUGCACGUGGAACGGAAUUGCGAUGACGUAUUAACGUCUGACAAUGCGAGCAACAUGAUGCAACAUGCAUUCUUACAUGUCUUGUUCAUAUUAUGCGUUCAUCUGCGAC
Messenger RNA from Formica exsecta, 1458 nucleotides. RefSeq names its product ras-related protein Rab-26-like. Gene Ontology annotation, molecular function: GTP binding; GTPase activity. The record is from RefSeq and is a predicted model, not a curated record. The coding region runs from base 519 to 998 and encodes 159 amino acids. The transcript has 5 exons. NCBI's taxonomy places the organism in Eukaryota, Metazoa, Arthropoda, Insecta, Hymenoptera, Formicidae.